GAAGGAUCAAUUGGAGAAGAAAGGAGGAGGAAGAAGACGACGAAGACGAUGAUUAUGAUGGUGAUGAUGAGAGAGAAAGUUCGGCAAAAACAACAAAUGAGCAGAUGACUCUGAAGAAAGGUCGUUAUUGCUUUCUCUCUCUCUCUUUCUCUUUCGAGGAGAGCUAGACUCAUCUCUGCUAAUUCUGGGCCCCCCCCCAUCUCCCAGAAACUCAGUCCUUUCUCCCUCUCUCUUCCCCACCUCAGAAGCUUAACUUUUUUCUCUCAGAAAAGCCAAAGUGACAGUAAUAGUCGUCUUACCAACAGAUGCAGAAGUAGCAGCAUCAGUGAUCUUCUUAAGGGCGAGACAGACAGAAACUAGAAAGCCACCCAACAAACAAGAUCUCUGUCUCUCUCCGCGUAUCAAAAUUUAAUUACUCUUUUUUUCUCUCUCUCUAACUCAUAACUUCUCUCUGAGGGAAUUUCAGAGACCCCACUUACAUAACACCUACAGAGAUACAUCCAUAGAUUGAGCUCAGUAUCACAAAUCUCUCUCACUAUAUAUGCAUGUGUCUCUGUUUGUUUGUGUUAAAUAUACACUUCCAGUCAAGAGUGGAUUCUGUUAACAAGACCAACAGUUGUGGCUACCACAAGGAGGUUACCUUCAGAUUCUGGAGCUUUCGCAGACUGGGGGGCUGCGUCUUCCUCCGCUGCGGGUUGCGCUGCCCCGGAUGAGCUCUCCCUCGGCUUUAAUGCCGGACCCACCGCCGCUGGAACCAGCACCGGCCCCACCUCCGGAAUGUGGCAAGCUGCGUCCUCCAGGCCCAUCAAUUACGGCCUCGCUCCCACCGAAAUGGGCAUGGUGGGCCUGCGCGAUCUCUUUGUCGUCGCGCCCGCCUCGUCUUUCCACCACAACAACCAUCACGGCCACCACCAUCACCAGCAUGACCCCAUGAUGUCCAAUCCUCAUUCCAUCAACGGCUCCAACCCCGCCACUGCACUCGGCAUGGGCGUCGGAGUGGGCGUCAUCCCCCUCCUCACGGCUACUUCGUGUCUCGCCCCGCCGAAUAUCGGCGUCGAAGAUGAGAACAAUGCGCUGAGUAACACGAAUCGGGGCGGUGGAGGAAUUCAGCUCUGGCAGAAUAAUCAGCAAACCCAGCAUGGGCACUAUUUCAAGAAACCUGCGAUUCUUGAUCAUCAAGGUGGUUCUGGGAAUUUCUUGCAAAGUGGUGGCAACGGUGGGGGUGGGAUCGGUGGUUCGGCAACGACAACGUCUUCAACAGCCACAUGCCAGGACUGCGGUAACCAGGCCAAGAAAGAUUGCAGCCAUGGAAGGUGCAGGACUUGUUGCAAGAGUCGCGGUUUUGAUUGCGUCACUCAUGUCAAGAGCACUUGGGUCCCAGCCGCUCGGCGAAGGGAACGCCAGCUCAUGACUGCGUCCGGUUCUGCAGCCGCUGGCUCUUCUGGGGCUACCUCUUGUUCCAAGAAACCUAGACUCAUCACCUCGCAAACCACCUCUCAUACUUCCACUUCAAAUACCACUCCCCCAAGAAGCUUUGAUACUAGUUCCAGUCACCAAGUUUUUGCUGAAUUCUGCACAGAUGGGAAUUUUAAAGAGGCAUUGCCUGGGCAAGUACGUGUACCAGCUGUUUUCAAGUGCGUACGAGUGACGGCUGUGGAAGACGGCGAGGAUGAGUACGCGUAUCAGGCGGUUGUAAAGAUCGGUGGCCAUGUGUUCAAAGGGUUUCUGUAUGAUCAAGGGAUUGAAAAUAGAGAUUAUCCUAAUAUAUCUGAAUUGCAUCUCGGCGGCGGCGGCGGCGGUAGUAGUGGUGGAGGUGGGGGGAGAAAUGGGGCCUCGUCGUCUUCCCCAAUCCUUGACCCUUCUGAUGUUUAUGCAGCCUCCGGCCGAGGACUGCUUGGAGGUUCAAGCUAUGGUAAUCCAAUAAAUUGAAGCGUUUUCGUACACUUCCAGUCUCCGAGAAUAAGGUAGUCGAUCUAGGGACUGGGAAGGAAUGCAGCUCUUCUUCUUCUUCUUCUUCAUGUUUUCCACUUUUUCAUAUGCUUUUGCAAAAACUGUUUCAUUAUUUAUAUAUUCUUGUAUCUUAUUAACAUAUCAUGUCAUGCUCUCAAAUUUUCAGCUUCUUGGAUUUGAUUUUCUUUGUUUCUCGCAGCCUAUUUCCUCUUGCCAUCGCAAUGAGAUCGAGGAUCAUUAUAUGCUAAUAAUGCUACAUUUCUAACGACUGUAGUCAUUUUCUUAACCAGAUUACUGAAAAUGGAAACUAAAAAAGGAGGAAACAGCUUGUUCUAUAUAACUGCUAAUAGUAAUUACAUGUUUUAGAAUUAAUGGGUUAUUAUAUAAUAUAAUUACAUGUUUUUUCUUAUUUUUCAAAGGUGAAGGGUACAGUGCAAAAGGGUAAAGGUUAUUCAUCCAAGGAAAAUUGUGGUCUCAACCUUUCAUUUAUAAGUUUUCCAAUUUUCUCUUGCUGGUAUUAUAACGUACUUGCCUUGAUCAUCAUCAUGUGCUGCUAGAUAUAAGUAAAUUUUUUCUGGUCUAGAAAUUCCGAUCCCACUUCUAAAGUAUGUAUUGUGUGCUUCCUUUUCCUUGAUCCUCGUUUUCAUUAUUCUAAUCAUUUAUACUUUCAUGGUUGGCACUGAACAAUAUAAGGCAACAGUUUUCUUUCCUGUCGUUAGGUUUGUUUGGUUCAGCAUUAACUAGAAGAAAACGUGAAUAUCGAUCAUUAUUAUAGCGCUGCUUUAGACUUUAGCAUGAGAAUUAAGUUGUAAUGUCACCAUCAUUGUUUGCCAAAGAAAACAUGACAUCAGAUGAACGUCCUUUUCAAGCCACAUCAACCUCAUGAUGCGUUUAUCACAUUUGAUCUGCAGUAUGUGGACAACCCUGCUACUGUGUUCCUUUAUGAAUACCUGAUGUACUUGCUUCUGCAUGCUGUUUCCUUUGUUUGGGAUAAUGUAUUCAGCUUUGAAUCUCAGAAAUGUCGGAUCAUUCAUCCAGCCUUGGUAUAUAUCAGCCUUGGUAAAUAAAAAUAUUAUUUAAUCUCACAUAUUUGCAUAGAUUUUUGUCAUCAUUGACACUGGAUAUUUCUGCACUCAUUGCUUACCUUCAUCAAUAAUAAAUUUACUUAUACUGCAUUAGUUCAGUGCUUGCACAGCUUCUAUUACCGAACAUACUGAUAUGUAUAGAUAUUAUUCUGCUUUGUGGUUGUUUGAUGUUUUUGUUUUUUCUUUUGUUUUGUCCUUAGUGUAUGCCUUAACGUCGGUGAAAACUACAUGUACAAUGUACCGAGUCGUUUUAAUUUUCUUUUUGUCAAUGCAUGCUUCUUGUUGUUAUUGUAUGCUUUUUUUUAAUCAUCUGGUCAUUACUUCCUUUGGUACUUACCAGGAUAAUUGCUGUUUGGGAUGUGUAUGUGGCUUCUCUUUGAUGUACUUAUGU
Juglans regia (Persian walnut) is the source of this 3426-nucleotide messenger RNA. Its product is annotated as protein LATERAL ROOT PRIMORDIUM 1-like. Gene Ontology annotation, molecular function: DNA-binding transcription factor activity; DNA binding. Lineage: Eukaryota; Viridiplantae; Streptophyta; Magnoliopsida; Fagales; Juglandaceae. Gene Ontology annotation, cellular component: nucleus. The transcript is spliced from 2 exons. Gene Ontology annotation, biological process: positive regulation of DNA-templated transcription. Bases 778 to 1929 code for a protein of 383 amino acids. The record is from RefSeq and is a predicted model, not a curated record.